Molecule: messenger RNA, 1901 nt
Organism: Chondrus crispus (carragheen)
Lineage: Eukaryota; Rhodophyta; Florideophyceae; Gigartinales; Gigartinaceae
Exons: 2
Coding region: 1-1707 (568 amino acids)
Source: RefSeq, a predicted model, not a curated record
AUGAGCAACGCUGGAAAGGUGCACCAAGAGUUCUUUUUUUCUCCUUCACCACACAUGGAGCACCCGCGGAAAGAAAGAACCUCGAGUCGAGGGGGGAACCCGAACAUCUCAGUGCCGCCCACCUUAAGUGAGAUCGCCCAUCGCUCCACUGGGAAUCGCACCAUCAUGAAGGAAGAAACCCAAGCAGGCAUCGAACAACCAACGCAAGGUUCACCUAGACCGUCAUCUUCUUCGGGGAGAGGAAAUGGCACCCAUCCUGGAGCAUUCAAUCGGCGCCCCUCAAACCUGGCAUUGGGGAUUCCAACUCAUCAUGCAUCGAAACGCGGAAAUAGCCUAACAAAUAAGGCGAACAAGGAAGCGAAGGGCAACAGUUCCUACUUGCGCGACCAUUGCCUGCCACAACCAUCUAAUGAAGCUAUCGGGCCAUAUGCUCAGCAAACUUUAAGCGGAAAGUAUCGCACACGGAGCUUGAAUAUCACACCAUUAGAUAUCGAAAGUGCUGGAGACACAGUGGAAGUAUACCUGAAUAAAGGUCAUCGAAGGAGUGCCCCACGAACUCUUGGCACACAGUGUGUUGAGAGCCGGGAUACUCAUCCAAUCACAAAGAAGAAUGAGAAGAUUAUUUCUGUCGAGAAGCUAACCAAGGAGAGCUCUAACGAGAUGAGCUCUUCCUCUGGACGUACGACGAAUAGCAGGGCCGAUGUCUCAUCUGUGAGACAACGCGGAAGUAUUCGUCUCAAGAAUGAUAGCACAUUGAGCGCCGGUACCGUACCAUGUAUUGAUGACGACAUCCCACCACCGAGGAUGCCUCGAACCAGCACGCCAGAGGCUCCACUGAGUCGGCGAGCUACAUCUGAGCGUGCCGAUCCUUUUCGCACUAGAUCGGGCGCGGGCAGUCGUGCAGUUUCGCAACCCCGUCACCUUGGCCGCAACAGAGCGUUGCGUAGUGAGGGAUUUUCUAUUCUGCCCAACAUUUUCUGCAGAGGCCGACUCAUGAGCUGGCCAGUGGGGGUAGCUCCGCAGGUUGUGUACUCUGCUGAGACGAGCCACGACUUGGAUGACGGGCAUGGAGCUGCUGGUCUCUCUGCUACUUUGCUUUGCAAAAUGGGGGCGAAACAUAGGGCGUGGGAUAUAGUCGGCGUGGGUCAAGGGUUCUGCGUGCGUGUGGUAGGCUGGCAUGGGGGUGAUCUAGGGAACAAUGCCGGGAACGGGGGCGGUCGGGCCGUGGUCUAUUCUGUACGCCACAAGGGAGAGGGCCGACGCAGUGAGGGAUUCUCUGUGCACGGCGGCCCUGCGCAAGUUCACGACGAGCGGAAUUGUUCCGACUUCAAGGGGUACCAUUAUAUCUCGGAGCGGCUGGGCACGGCGGCGGGGUGCCAGUCGUCGGCGGUGGAGCAGAUCGGGCUGACGGUUGGGGUGUGGGUCGGGGGCAGUGUGGACGAAGGGAAACAGGUUGACCUGCAAGGCGAGGUGCGUUGGAGGGUUCUCGGCCAGGGAGACUGCGACGCGACGGGGAGGAACGGAGCGAGCUUGUUGAGGUACGGCUACUACUUUUUUCUGGAUGCUCCUUGCGCGACGAGGCUGUUCACGAAUACGGAUACUCCUGAGCAUGUCAGGUUGAUGGCUCGGAGGGAGGUGGAUGGGGCAGUUGACAUGGAUGCAUCCAAGUUGUUGACGUAUGUGGUUGUGAGGGUGACUGCGGAUUGAGGAUAGCUGGUCUUUCUCUUGCGGCUUGACGUGUUAGGUUAGAUGAUAAAUUCCGUCUGCGUUGUAGGUCCGUGAUGCGCUUGCGGAAACCGAUAGAUAAUGGAAAGUCCUAAGACGUGGCAGGCUGUGAUCCGUACUUGAGGUUUACAAAACGAGAUCACGGCUGCCGCACUGAACUGUACGAACUUCUUAAU